Didymodactylos carnosus is the source of this 246-nucleotide messenger RNA. NCBI's taxonomy places the organism in Eukaryota, Metazoa, Rotifera, Eurotatoria, Philodinida, Philodinidae. The record is from the annotation of a GenBank genome assembly.
AUGUUCCUACGUACUUUCUUUACCAUUUUGUUCAUAUUAGCUAUUAUUGAACUUGUCGUUGAAAUUUUAGUAAUCGUACCACAUUGUUUUUUUGAUUUAAAAUUUGAAUCACAAAAUCAUUCAAAUGAAACAGCGGUAGAAAUAUCAGGUAAAGCUGCUGAUCAUGUUCGUCAAUUGUUAACAAUAAGUUGUAUUGGUUUAAUGAUACUUAUUAAUGUUAUUACUAUGAAAAUUGUGGUUCAAUGA